AAAAAUAGUCUGGAUUACAUUUAAUUCGUGAUAAAUUGUGUGUGUUGCUAUUAAAUUGUGCUCCUAUGUUCUUUUUGGAUUACUUUUAAGUGAGAAAAUAUAAUUAAUUACAGAAUGUGUGAACGUUGACGAAGAUGAUCCCGAUAAAAGCGGUAGUGUGGUUGGCAAACCUGUUAAUCCUAGCGGCAACAGGAGCCGAACACGUCCGCCAGCUCGAAAUAUCCGAAGGAGUACCAGUAGGAACAAGAAUCGAUUUCAUAGGCGACGGUGCGUCACCCGACAGCGGUCCUCCUUAUUUAAUAGUACCCGUGACAAGCACCGUAGAAACAGAUCUAUCCAUCGAUCAUAAUACGGGAGAAAUACGAACUAAAGUACCUUUGGAUCGAGAAACGAGAGCUAGUUAUUCCUUGGUAGCGAUAUCGAUAGUGAGCGGUAACAACGUCGAAGUUAUUGUUAAGGUUUUAGACGAAAACGAUAAUGCUCCUACGUUUCCAGUGGCUGUGAUGGAUAUAGAAUUUCCGGAAAAUACUCCUAGAGAUGUUAAAAGAACGUUACAUCCAGCACGCGAUCUAGAUCUCGAUAUUUACAACACGCAAAAGUAUAAUAUAGUUUCGGGAAAUAUAAAUAACGCUUUUAGACUAUCGUCUCAUAGAGAACGCGAUGGUGUUCUUUAUUUAGAUCUACAAAUCAACGGCGUAUUAGAUAGAGAAACAACAGAUUCUUAUACUUUAAUAAUUGAAGCGUUAGAUGGAGGUACGCCGCCUCUAAGAGGCGAGAUGACAGUUAAUAUAACCAUACAAGACGUCAACGAUAAUCCGCCGGUGUUUAAUCAGAGCAGAUACUUCGCUAGUAUACAAGAAAACGCUACGAUCGGUACUAGCGUGUUAAAAGUAACAGCUACCGAUGCCGAUGCCGAUGAAAACGCACAAAUUGAAUAUUUCAUCAAUAGAAGACAAAGCGAUAAAGAUAAUAUGUUUCGAAUCGAUUCUUCUACCGGUUUAAUUCACGUUAAUAAACCUCUGGAUUUCGAAUUGAAGGAAUUGCACGAAUUGGUAAUAGUUGCUAAGGAUCACGGUUUACAACCGCAAGAAACGACGGCUUUCGUUUCGAUAAAAGUGACUGACGUUAACGAUAACCAACCGACUAUAAAUGUUAUAUUUUUGAGCGACGACGCUACUCCGAAAAUAAGCGAAUCGGCUCAACCUGGCGAAUUCGUAGCGAGGAUAAGCGUCCACGAUCCCGAUUCGAAAACCGAUUAUUCCGACGUUAACGUUACACUUUCAGGAGGCGACGGUCACUUUGGUCUAACCACCAGAGACAAUAUAAUAUAUUUGGUUAUAGUAUCUCUACCUUUAGAUAGAGAAUUGAAACCUAAUUAUACUUUGAAUGUCGAAGCCACCGAUAACGGUAAUCCUCCUCUUCGAGCUACAAGAACCAUCGAUCUACAAGUAACGGAUAUAAAUGAUAACGCUCCAGAAUUCGAUCAGGAUGUUUAUAAGGCGAACGUUAUGGAAGUUUCGGAUCCGGGUACGUCGGUUUUACAAGUUAUCGCCGUCGAUAAAGAUGAAGGUAAUAAUAGUGCUAUUAGUUAUUCUCUUCUCGAUACUCCGGAUACGCAUUCGGGAUGGUUCCGUAUCGAUGCUAGAAGUGGUUUAGUGACUACGCGCACUCAUGUCGAUUGUGAAACUGAUCCAGUGCCUAAAUUGAUAGUAGUGGCUACGGAUAACGGUUUUCCGCCGUUGUCUUCAUCGGCGACAGUGUUAGUGACUAUUCAUGAUGUUAAUGACAACGAGCCUAUCUUCGAUCAAAGCUUUUAUAACGUGUCCGUGGCGGAGAACGAACCCAAAGGGCGAUGCAUUUUAAAGGUGAGAUAAAUCGAAGGA
Messenger RNA from Diorhabda sublineata, 1883 nucleotides. RefSeq names its product protein dachsous-like. Gene Ontology annotation, biological process: homophilic cell-cell adhesion. The transcript is spliced from 3 exons. Gene Ontology annotation, molecular function: calcium ion binding. The record is from RefSeq and is a predicted model, not a curated record. The coding region runs from base 135 to 1874 and encodes 579 amino acids. Gene Ontology annotation, cellular component: plasma membrane. Lineage: Eukaryota; Metazoa; Arthropoda; Insecta; Coleoptera; Chrysomelidae.